AAGAAAAGAUAAAAGCGAACGCUUCCGUUUUCGCUGCAAAAGGGCACGCUGGCGUCUUGAAUGGCAAGAGCACUGACCCGUAGGAAAGAAAAAUGGACAAUGGCACGCUCAGCGGGUUCGCCGUAGAAUAUAAAGACAUCGAACCACCUGAGCUUCUGUCUUGUCCCGAAUCAUUCAUCGUUGCUAAAACCAAUCCUGAUGGAGUAGAAGUGACCUUUGACCUACCUUCUGUGCAUGACAACAGUAAUGGCAGCCUUAAACUAGUGACAACACCAGAAAACCUGACUUCACCUUAUCUCAUUUCCCAUGAUUCAUCAUUCUCAUUUGAGUUCUUUGAUGGUGGUAACAAUAGUGUGAAAUGUACCUUCGACAUACAGGUUAAAGAGGAGUUUGGUGUUGACAUCCUAUAUUGUCCAGAAGAGGUUACUGUGGAAACAGAGAAAGAAGCCAACGUCACGUGGCCUCGGCCAAGGUUCCGCGGAGAGAACUUGACUAACAUAGAGGUAACAAGCUCCAUCAAUGGCACCUCAGCAAUGCUACAGAUUGGCUUCUAUCCUAUCGAGUAUACGGCAGUUAAUAAAUUCACCGGGAAGGAGUCUACAUGUCGAUUUAAUAUCACUGUUAAACCGCUUCCAUGUCCCUUGCUCGAUUCACCUCUAAACGGCGCCUUGUCGUGCCGUAAAUGGGAAACCAUCGAUAUCUGCAGCAUGUCCUGCAAGGAAGGCUAUGACAUCCCUCGUUUAUCAUCAAGACAACAGCCUCCAACACUCUACACUUGUUCUGCAUUGCAGGGUUCAUCCAGGGAAUGGAAACCCAAUGGCAAUGUUGUGGAUUGUUCAGAGGUCAAAGGGAGGCGGUCCCAACUGCCAGCUGGACUAAUCUAUUACGAAGGUGACUGUGGUCAAUUGGUGACCCAACAGAACAUUGCUUCGGCCCUAACCACCCUGAUCCAAGCCUCAACGUUUAGCGAUCUUUGCAACCACAAGCAGUGUUCGGUCACUGACGUAUCUGUCACUUGUGGACCACUGGACAUCCUGUCACCACCACCUGCCCAAAGACGUCGAAGAAUGGUAAGCAGUGAUGCGAUGUCCACAGACAGGUUAUCCGGCGCAAGUCGUCGUAACGUCCCCAGGGCCUCCUGGGCUUCCAAUGUGACGAUGGUGUCUUUCGACAUUUCAACAAGGUACGACAUCAUCGAAGAUUCCAUAGACGACGUUCCAUCCCGAAACGCCGAUGACAGCUUGGUCGAAAUCAAGGAGCAUCUUGCUCAACUGGUCCACGAGAUUAUCCUUACAGGGACUGCAGCAGGUGUAGAUGCUGAUACGGUGGAACGGAUUGCUCAACUGCCAAUUGAUGACUCAUCAUUGGUUCUUGGCGAGGUCAUAUCAAGCUGUGACAAAGGAUAUGUUUCAAGAACAGGAUCACCAAAUCAGUGUGUUGCCUGUCCGCCAGGAUUUUUCUCGGAUGGAGCCAAGGAUGUAUGCAUCCCAUGUACCAGUGGGUCUUACCAAGACGAAUCUGCACAGUCUUCGUGCAAAAUAUGUCCGUAUGGUCAAACAACGUCUAAAGAGGGCGCCAAACACAUUAACGACUGUCGAGACCAAUGUUCCCCUGGAUCAUUCUCACCCUCUGGAUUGGUUCCCUGCAUAUCAUGUGAUCUUCGAUCUUACCAAUCAGAAGCUGGCCAGCGAUCAUGUGAUACCUGUCCCACCAAUCAAAAAACGUAUAGAUACGGGGCGACCUCAAUAGAUGAAUGCUACUUUUAAGUGACUGUCAAACCUGAGAUAAUGUCGUUAUGGUUUAAAUUUCAAAAGAGGAUUUAUAAAUUGAUAUCUGCUUUAAAAAAGUGGCUAAUGGUUUUCACAGUUUCGUCGAAAAAUGUAAUGGGAUAUGAAAUAUGAGAAUGAUGAGUCUUUCCCAUCCACGAGUAGACAAAAAGAUCAUGUGACCUCAUGGCCCGCCAAUUUUCCUAUUUUUCGAAGUAAAAUCGUGGUCUCAAACAUGUCAAAGCGUCAAGAUUUACGUAUAUAUUUUUAAUCUUUUUAAAAAAUUAUUUACAUAGAUCAUGUAGAUUGAAGUAAGAAAGAAUUAAUGCGCAAGAAUUACCAAAAAAAAUAUUUUAACGUUAUUCCAGUGUACUAAGUGCUCCCUUAAAUAAAAAUAAAAAGGAAACUUAAAGAAUUCAUGUCCGCAAAAAAAAAUAGUUUGAAACAAUAUAAAAAUCUGUGUCAUUUAUUUGGUUGAAUAGAGACAUCAAUAUCCCUUGAAUUUUCAUUUCAAAUAUGUAAUGAAGUACAUGUAUAUAUACAUCAUUUACAUCAUCUGCAGGGAUUGCGGUAUUGUCCAUGAUUUGGUAAUGAUAUUUUUUACGAUCAACAUGAUUUUUCAUACCCAGACUACUCACUUAGGAGAGAUGAAAUUUGUACACUCAUAUUAACAGUACUCGCAGUGAUCUUGAUAGCAUAUUGAAGGAACUUAUUUGUAUGUUGAUUUUCUUGAAAUACUUUUUUUAGAUAGUGGUUAUUAGAGAUGUAUGAACCUGUUCAGUUAAUUUUCCUUUUUAUAAGAGAAUAUUGGAUUUCUUUGGUCAGAAAUAUAACCAUGCAUGAGAGUGCUGAAAUGCUUUACUCAGAUGUAAUCAGAUACAUGACACCUCCCUGGGGAAAAUGACAAUCAUCGUUGGUUUUGAUGGGCUAAGAUUUAUAUGUUACACCGCUAACUGUCGAAUUGACAACACGUCAGUGCACACACUCAGCUUUCAUGGACAGGAAUUGACUUUACCAUUAUCUUGCCCCAUACAAUUUGUCGACAGUCAAUAUAGACCUUAUGCAUUGCGUCAUCGCGUCGCCAUUUUUAAGACGAGGCCGUUGUCUUGCACGAGUUGGUGAUCUGCAGCAGCUGGCGCACCUCGGAUAACUCAUUCUACGUGUAUUCCUGUAUCCUCUAAGAGAGGGCGCUCUGAGAGUAUAACGUCAUAUGCAUGAGGUCUAUACAAAUGCUGUUGAUGUUGUUUUAUAAUCGUAUUUAUCAGGAUGCUGGACAUGGAGAGGAAAUAAAGGCGCAUUGUAAAGUCUA
Molecule: messenger RNA, 3075 nt
Organism: Lytechinus pictus (painted urchin)
Lineage: Eukaryota; Metazoa; Echinodermata; Echinoidea; Temnopleuroida; Toxopneustidae
Product: sushi, von Willebrand factor type A, EGF and pentraxin domain-containing protein 1-like
Exons: 7
Coding region: 93-1766 (557 amino acids)
Source: RefSeq, a predicted model, not a curated record